Messenger RNA from Ornithorhynchus anatinus (platypus), 2033 nucleotides. It is a transcript of the gene GPR173, whose product is annotated as G protein-coupled receptor 173. The coding region runs from base 895 to 2016 and encodes 373 amino acids. Lineage: Eukaryota; Metazoa; Chordata; Mammalia; Monotremata; Ornithorhynchidae. Gene Ontology annotation, biological process: G protein-coupled receptor signaling pathway. The record is from RefSeq and is a predicted model, not a curated record. Gene Ontology annotation, cellular component: plasma membrane. Gene Ontology annotation, molecular function: G protein-coupled receptor activity. The transcript has 2 exons.
AAGGACCUUCCGUCAGUCUGAGCGAAAGGGUUUCAUUUUUUUUUUUCCCAUCACUAGGCUGGGAGCUCUGACAUCCUUUUCCCUGUGAAUUUCCAAAGAGGCUGAUACCUGGAUUUUUAUUGGCAGCGGAGGGGGAGAAAGUGCCAGGAAAUCCUUAGACAGACCUGGGCUAGGAUCUCACUUCAUCGGGAGCUAUGAGAUCCCCUUUGUGAACCACGCAGCUAGAGAAGCCAACCUGGGUCCAACAACCAAAACAAAAUAGAUCGGGUGGGUUUUUCUUCCCUCCCCCACUCCCUCCUCUCUCCUUUUCUCUUUUUUUUUUUUAUUUAUUCUUGUGCCAUUGCAAUAGGUGGAUUUUAUUCUAAGGAUUAGUCACAACUGUGAACAAACCAUGGUAGUAUUCAUCAUGAUGAGGGCACGGAUCUGCUUUCUGCUUUCCAUUGGACACGAAUUGACUAUGUCUUUUGAGGACAAAAGAAGAAAGGAACAGACCAGCACAGAAGAACGGGCAGAUUGGUGAAGUGUUUUUCGUUCAACGGGGGAACAUGAUGAAUUUGUGUGUGGCGGGGGAUGAAAUGCAUAUGAAGACCCCAGGAACCCCACGGCUCUACUGUAUAUGUAUUUUUUGUCUUUCUUUCAUGCUUGGAAAAUUAGGCAAGACUGACUGUAUCCACGGCAACAAGAGGAAGAUUUUUUUCCCUCACAAUGUUUGAUAGGAUUUAAUUUUCCUAGGGGGAAGAGGAUUUUUAUACAUAUAUUUUUUCAAAUAGAGAGGAGAAGAGGUCCAGAGGCCCCGGCCGGGAGAUGGAGCUCCAUCGGAUCCGGAAGCGCUGCUAACCCCUUGUCCCCUUUCCCUCCCCCUCCCCCCCGCCCUCCCCCUCCGGUUCGCCGAAGAUGGCCAACGCCAGCGACCCCGAGGAGGUCAGCGGCUCCCUCUCCCAGUCCGCCGCCGUGUCCACCUACAUCAAGCUGGUGCUGCUGGGCCUCAUCAUCUGCGUCAGCCUCGCCGGGAACCUGGUGCUCUCGCUGCUGGUCCUCAAGGACAGGACCCUGCACAAGGCCCCGUACUAUUUCCUGCUGGACCUGUGCCUGGCCGACGUCAUCCGCUCGGCCGUCUGUUUCCCCUUCGUCCUGGUGUCCAUCCGCCACGGCUCGGCCUGGACCUACAGCGUCCUGAGCUGCAAGAUCGUGGCCUUCAUGGCGGUCCUGUUCUGCUUCCACGCGGCCUUCAUGCUGUUCUGCAUCAGCGUCACCCGCUACAUGGCCAUCGCCCACCACCGCUUCUACUCCAAGCGGAUGACCUUCUGGACGUGCGUGGCCAUCAUCUGCAUGGUGUGGACCCUGUCGGUGGCCAUGGCCUUCCCCCCGGUCUUCGACGUGGGCACCUACAAGUUCAUCAGCAACGAGGACCAGUGCAUCUUCGAGCACCGCUACUUCAAGGCCAACGACACGCUGGGCUUCAUGCUCAUGCUGGCCGUCCUCAUCGCCGCCACCCACAUCGUCUACGUCAAGCUCCUCCUCUUCGAGUACCGGCACCGCAAGAUGAAGCCGGUCCAGAUGGUGCCGGCCAUCAGCCAGAACUGGACGUUCCACGGGCCGGGGGCCACGGGGCAGGCGGCGGCCAACUGGAUCGCCGGCUUCGGGAGGGGCCCCAUGCCCCCGACCCUGCUGGGCAUCCGGCAGAACGCCCACACGACGAACCGGCGGCUGCUGGGCAUGGACGAGUUCAAGAGCGAGAAGAGGCUCGGCCGCAUGUUCUACAUGAUCACCCUCCUCUUCUUGGUCCUCUGGUCGCCUUACAUCGUGGCCUGCUACUGGCGAGUCUUCGUCAAGGCUUGUGGCGUACCUCAACACUACCUGUCCACCGCCGUGUGGAUGAGCUUUGCUCAGGCCGGGGUCAACCCCGUGGUGUGUUUCCUGCUGAACAAAGAGCUGAAGAAGUGUUUGAGGACUCACCUCCCCUGCUGGGGGGCCGGGGGCGCCCAGGUGCCCAGGGAACCUUACUGCGUCAUGUGAAAACCCGAAGAGGGGGA